CGGCUUGUGCGCUUGGGUGGCUCUGGAAUUUGCAAAGCGACCUUGCCGGGAGUAAGUGAUUGCCUUCAAUUCACCAGUCGAAUGGUGCUAUUGUUUAAUGGGUUUUGGUAUUUUUUACAUUUUAGCAAUUAAUAAGUUAAAACACACGCACUAAGAACGCGAUUGAAAAUAUAAUUAAGGAAAAGAAUUUGGUAUAAAUAGUUACUGCACUCAGCUGAUUGGUAUCAGUUAGCCACUGACUCCAAACAGAGUCACAAAUUCGUAUAAUUUUUCGUUUUUGCAAAUCCAAUUUAAAACUUAAAUUAAAAAUGCAAAUCCUCUCGUGUAUCGCCUUUACCGCUGCCGCACUCUUUGGCGUCGCUUGCGCAGGAUACAUUCCACACGGACACGCCUCCAGUUACGCUUCGGUUCUUCAACACACUGAUGGACACUAUGGUUAUGGUAGCCACGACAACUCUCUGCACUAUGCUGGACAUGGCUAUGCUCACCACGACCACCACUACGAGCACCACGAACCCCACCAUUAUCCCAAGUACACUUUCGAGUAUGGUGUAAAGGACGCACAUACUGGUGAUCAUAAGAGCCAAUGGGAGCACCGUGACGGUGAUCAUGUCAAGGGAGGAUAUACCUUGGAGGAAGCUGAUGGCACCACACGCGUUGUAGAGUACACCGCCGAUGAUCACAACGGCUUCAACGCUGUUGUCAAGAAAAUCGGUCAUGCCCACCAUCCUCAGGCUUAUCAUCAUGGCGCCUAUGGUUAUGAUCAUCGUCACGCUGGUAGCUACUAAGCAAACUCGCUAACGAAGUAAAACGAACUUAAUGUAAAUGUUGUUUAAAUGAAACUGUGUUGUUGUGACCAAAAAAUUAUGUUCUUUGUUGUUUAUUAAAUACAUGAAUACAUUUUUAUGCGAAUUAAAAC
This is a messenger RNA of Bactrocera dorsalis (oriental fruit fly), 919 nucleotides long. RefSeq names its product cuticle protein 8. The record is from RefSeq and is a predicted model, not a curated record. The transcript has 2 exons. Bases 309 to 788 code for a protein of 159 amino acids. Lineage: Eukaryota; Metazoa; Arthropoda; Insecta; Diptera; Tephritidae. Gene Ontology annotation, cellular component: extracellular matrix.